GGGGCGGUUGGUGUGCGCGUUGGUACGGCGUUUGUGGGCAAAAAUUUAGCUGAAAAUCCCUCGAUUCGGUGUCGGAAAUAGUGUCUUCCCGCGGCCAACAGUGUUCCGGAUUGGGUCGGCAUCGAGUUUAGUGUGAAAAAUACGAAACAUCACCGUAUUUUACCGAAUCUCUCCGAGGACGACGAGCGCGUGCCUUUUUCCGCGUCAUCUUUGUGUGUGUUUGUGGGAAUUGAACCUGUGUGCGUGUUUGUGUGCGUGGGGUUGUGUGUGCGCCGCCUGCGUGAUUUUCUGUAUCGUUAGUGGUGUUUUCCCGCAAACUUAGUAGCAAUGUCUCAAAAAACGAAAACCCGCUCCGGCGUGUCGACACCGGUGCCGUUCACGGCCAGCACGCCGCUGCAGGGUGAAAGCGGCGCGUCCUCACGCCACCAACGCCCGGCAAGCCCGCUGAGUCCGACGCGCCUUUCGCGGCUGCAGGAGAAAGCCGACCUGCAGGGCCUGAACGACCGGCUGGCGGCCUACAUCGACCGGGUGCGCUUCCUGGAGCAGGAAAAUACGCGCCUCUCAACCGAGGUGACCACCUCGCAGGAAAUCGUCACCCGAGAAAUCACCAAUGUCAAGUCCAUGUACGAGCGCGAGCUGUCCGACGCCCGCAAGCUGCUGGACGAAACGUCCCGCGAACGGGCCAAGCUCGAGAUGGAUGCCAAGCGUCUGUGGGAGGAAAACGAAGACCUAAAGAGAAGAUUGGAGCGAAAGACGAAAGAGGCGGCUGAUGCGGAGCGUAAUGGACGGGCUCAGGAAGCGCGGGCCAAUGAAAUCUCUGGCAAAUACAACACGCUCCUGUCAGAGCAUAAGAAGACGAAGGAUGAGCAGAAGGAGCUGGAGAAGGAGUUGGCCAAACUGAAGAAGCAGCUUGAUGCGGCCCGCAAGAACCUGGAAGAGGAAACGCUGGCACGCGUCGAUCUGGAAAACACGGUCCAGAGUCUGCGCGAAGAGCUGACAUUCAAGGACCAGAUUCAUCAGCAGGAAGUGAACGAAACGAAGAACCGUCGUCAAAUUGACAUCACCGAAAUUGACGGUGCACUCUCGCAGCAGUACGAGGCGAAGCUGCAGCAAACGCUGCAUGAUCUGCGCCAGGAGUAUGACGAUCAGCUGCGUAUUAAUCGCUCGGAAAUUUCCGAUCUGUACGAGACACGCCUACGUGAUCUUGAGGCGCAGAUGAACUUGGAACGAGUGCGCCACGCCGAGGAGAAGGCUAAACUGAUGGAAGAGCUGGAGCGCAUGCGCAAGGAGAUUUCGUUGCAACUGCAAGAGUAUCAGGACCUGAUGGACAUUAAAAUUACAUUGGAUAUGGAAAUCGCAGCCUACGACCGGCUGCUGUCGUCGGAGGAGACCCGCAUGCACAUCAAUCCCGGCAGUUCAACGUCCAUCUUCUCAUCUAGCUCGUCGCGCAGUGGUGCCGUCCGGCGUACGCCUAGCCGUGCUGCGGCUAAACGCAAGCGCACCGUGUUGGAUGAAUCGGAUGAGCGCAGUGUUUCCGAUUACUCGGUUACCUCGUCCGCCAAAGGGGACAUCGAGAUUGUGGAAUCAGAUCCAGAGGGAAAGUUUGUGAAGUUGCACAACAAAUCGGCCAAGGAAGUUCAAAUCGGAGGAUGGACGCUGAUCCGUAAGGUCGGUACCAAUGAAACGGUGUUCAAGUUCCACCGUACUGUCAAGGUUGAUGGUGGUGCAUUCGUUACCGUUUGGUCGUCUGAUCUGGGCAAGGACCAUGAGCCUCCAUCCACGAUUGUUAUGAAGGGACAGAAAUGGUUCAGCGGCGAUAGCAUGGUCACGCAGCUGCUGAACGCUGAUGGAGAGGAGGUUGCAGCUUCGGAGCGUGUGAAACGAGUUGUGUCCACUUCAGCCUCACGUCACCGCGAGUAUUUGGGAAAUUAUGGCGCUGAGGAGCUCUACCACCAACAGGGAGAACCACGAGGUGAUGAAAAGUGUCGCAUCAUGUGAAACCUCCCAAAUACCCCGGAAACAGGCUUCACAGAGUAAACGAUGGAUGAUCCUGUAAUAUUUUAUAACUGUAAAGAUUAUCUUUGUUCACCCGUUCGGAGAAGGUGAACGAAUUAAGACGAAUAAUUUAACGAAAUGUCGUACCAUCCCGCGAACCAUCGUUAUCAUCGCAUUUCUGGUGGGUCCGGAGAGUGUUUUUGCGAAUUUUGAAUCUAAUAUUACCUAACUGCCGCGCGCGAGAGCACAGAUGAUUAGAUUACAGCUAGGCGCGGUGCCAUUGGUGGUGUGCUUGCCAGUACUCUAAUGGUUAGUACAUGGUAUAGCCGGGAGUGACGACGAUAUUUAAAUCCCUCACAAAAUUCCAAUUGAAUUGUGCUUCGUGCGCAUCAUUUGGAAAGUAGAUGCAACAGAAGAGCAAACCAAACAAAACCUAAAAGCAGCGCCAAGCACAGGCAUCAGAGGCCUUUUCCUGUACUAUCGAUCGAUCGAGUGUGUUGUGUUACAUUGUUGAACUGAAGGUGCAAUGGCAGCAAUCUGCAGGCUCCAACAUUAAUGGCAGGGAACUCUGUACAUCCGGAAGCGCGUGGUGUACUGUAUACAAACUGUACUUUUCUCCCUUCAUGAUUUGCAAAACAUCUAUAUCAAUGCCAUAUAUUCUCUGACUGUUUGGUGUUAGGCGCGCAUUUACUUCGCAUACGAAACCGAUAUGUGUUCGCACAAAAAAGCGUAAAGAAGAAGGACCAGGGAACAUUCGUUUGGAUGCGUACAUCUUUGUUUUCUUUUACGUGUCCUUCUCCCCUGGCCUAGUUAUGGUCGGUUCGUUCGUGUACGUUUUAAGUUUAAUACCUUGUAAGAAAACAUGUUGUGGUGCGGGUGCGAUCAGUAGAGCGAUCAGAUUUAGCAAUUAUUUGACUAAUAACAGUACUACACACUAGGGACGGUGGUGAUGCCAGAUCGCACCCUAGCCUAAUAAAUUUCAAUCUACUGCUAACGUUUUAUUUCCUCUCCAUUCUACGAUUAUUUCCCUUUUUACGUUAAUAAAUGGUAUUGCCUGAGUUGAACAAAAUCAAACCAUCACUCACUCACCACACAAAAGGGCACUUCCAGCCGAAAUACGCCGACAAGCAAAAAAAUUAACACGUAGUAAUAAUGCGAAAGAGAGAGUUGGAGAACAGAAAAGGUUUAUAAUAAAAAAAAUUGCAAAAUUUCUAUAUCUGUA
Anopheles aquasalis is the source of this 3217-nucleotide messenger RNA. Its product is annotated as lamin Dm0. Gene Ontology annotation, cellular component: nuclear envelope; nuclear lamina. Gene Ontology annotation, biological process: nuclear migration; heterochromatin formation; nuclear envelope organization. NCBI's taxonomy places the organism in Eukaryota, Metazoa, Arthropoda, Insecta, Diptera, Culicidae. The record is from RefSeq and is a predicted model, not a curated record. Gene Ontology annotation, molecular function: structural constituent of cytoskeleton.